Molecule: messenger RNA, 5386 nt
Organism: Anthonomus grandis grandis
Lineage: Eukaryota; Metazoa; Arthropoda; Insecta; Coleoptera; Curculionidae
Gene: eya
Product: eyes absent homolog 2
Exons: 13
Coding region: 239-2215 (658 amino acids)
Biological process (GO): cell differentiation; negative regulation of extrinsic apoptotic signaling pathway in absence of ligand; multicellular organism development
Cellular component (GO): nucleus
Molecular function (GO): protein tyrosine phosphatase activity
Source: RefSeq, a predicted model, not a curated record
UAACUCUGUUAGUUCUCCUGUUACAGUUCAAACUUCGGUGUUGAAUGACACAAUAAUUUUAAUAUUAAUUUUUAUAAAUUAAAAAAAAGGGAGAAGGUUUAUUAUUUACCUGUCGCACGAUAUUCAAGUGUUUUUUUUUGCGUCUGUGUUUACGUUUAGGUAUAAAUCGCGCGAUGUUACCGCAAAAAUGGACCUAGUGUGCCGGAAAUUUUUUUUAUAGUGUUCGGAUCCUAAGAAAAUGGUGACAUUAAUGCCCUGCAAUUAUUUAAACGGUCCGGGGUCGAGGUGCACCAUGAUCGACAAGAUGUGCGAACCUAAAGCCAAACGGGCAAGGACCGACACGCUAGAUUCGUCAGAUAGAGACCGAUUGACAGAAAAUGGUCCGAUGUCACCGCAGAGCGGCCACACGUCGAGUUCCUGCGGAUCACCGCCCUCCGUCGCCCAUUUGAACGGGGCGUCGACGCCCUCGGACGCCCUGGGCGGCACCGCCCCCGCCUGUUUAGCCAAUUUCGCCGCGGCGGCGGCAGCGGGGUGGCCACUACUUGAUACCCAAGGCGUAAAGUCGGAAAUAAAAUCACCCGGACUGGGAGAUGCCGUGGACGUCGCGGCGGCCGCCCUCUCCGCCGCCCACCAGGAGGCGGUGGCGGCGUCGGCGCCGUUUUACGGGGCGUCGCCCGCCGACAUCGGCACCGCCACCUACGAUAAAGAUUACCCGGCCGCCCAUCAGGCCGCUUAUGCCGCCCAGGCACAUCAGUAUUAUAAUAGUAUGCACCAAGCAUAUGGCUCUCCCGCGGUAACAUCUCCCUACAUGACGUCACCGACGACGAGUCCCUUUUACAGCACCCCUACCUACCCCUAUUCGACCCUAGGAGCCGGCAGGGGACUCAAUGCCUCCUGUAAAGCUUCCGGUUAUAUUGCAGCCCCUUACGGUUCACCAGCGAGCGCAUUCGGGGCGGCUACCGCUCAAGGAACCCAAUACGCCCCUUAUACGAGUUAUAGCGGCGGAACUGGGGGCGGUGCAACCGGUUUUGCCCAAGGGUUUUCACAGGGCGUAGAGUAUACUCCGUAUGGUUCAACGUACGGGGAUUCACAGACCUCACAAUACGCCAGCAGCUACUACGCCUCCCAAUCCUACAGUCCGUACGUCAGUUCUCCUAGUUCGAGCGGGAGUAUUAGCGCCUCCACAUAUCAAUUGGCUACUGGAGCCCUUUCAGAGAGUCCUUCGAAUGGUAUCACGCUAACAGACGGAUCAACUUCACCUUUAAAAGCUGAUGGGGCAAGAAGGUCAAGGGACUCGGCAAACAGUUUAGGAGAACCUAGGGCCAGGGGUAGAGGAAGGCGAACAAAUAACGUUUCCCCAACCACUCCGGAAUCCACGACAGACAGGGUGUUCAUAUGGGACCUGGACGAGACGAUUAUUAUUUUUCACACUUUACUAACCGGCAGUUAUGCUACCAAAUAUCAUAAAGAUGCUCAAAAUGUCGUGCAGUUAGGUUUUAAAAUGGAAGAGAUGGUCUUCAAUUUGGCGGACACUCACUUUUUUUUCAACGAUAUCGAGGAAUGUGAUCAGGUUCAUAUAGACGACGUGUCCUCGGACGAUAACGGACAAGAUUUGUCCAGUUAUAAUUUUAGUACGGACGGUUUUCAUGCCGCCUCGGCGGCGGCGGCGGGAGGCGGCGCCGCCAAUUUGUGUUUGGCGGGCGGCGUCAGGGGCGGCGUAGACUGGAUGAGAAAACUCGCUUUCCGGUAUAGGAAGAUCAAAGAGACUUAUAACAAUUACAGAAACAGUGUGGGUGGUUUAUUAGGCUCAAACAAACGGGAGCAGUGGCUCCAGUUAAGACAAGAGAUCGAAGCGGUGACAGAUAAUUGGUUAACUUUAGCUAAUAAAUGUCUUACGUUAAUUAAUUCCCGGAGUAAUUGCGUUAAUGUGUUGGUGACCACGACGCAACUGAUUCCGGCCCUGGCCAAGGUUUUACUAUUUGGACUGGGCAACGUGUUUCCUAUCGAUAAUAUUUAUUCGGCCACAAAAAUCGGCAAAGAGAGUUGUUUCGAGCGUAUAGUGACCCGAUUCGGUCGGAAGUGCACGUACGUGGUGAUCGGCGACGGUCAAGACGAGGAAGCGGCUGCGAAAACGUUAAAUUUCCCAUUUUGGCGGAUCAUCGGCCAUAGCGAGAUCGCCGCGUUAUACAACGCGUUAGAUAUGGACUUUUUAUGAUUUAUCUGUGGUAUUUUUUCCUUUUUUCUUUCUUAGAUAUUAGACCUUAUUGUUGAAGCGACUUUUAUUGGUCAAAUUUUAACAACACCCUAUAAAAACUAAGAGACCAGCUUAAAGAUUAAAUUAUCGAUAAUCUGCGGAAAGAAUGAACACCUUAAUUGCAAGUCAACAUUUUCUCAGAAUGUUCGUAGUACUAUAUCGAGAUUUCCUUACAGAUGAUUUUGAUUUCUAACGGUUUAUCAAUAUACAGAGUGUCUGAAAUUAAUUUCAACUUUUGUAAUUUUAUCUGCUAAUUAAUGUAUGUGAUGGAAGGAAAUCACAAAAAAAAUCAACGUCCCACCUUAGGGUCAUUUUAAAAUCGUUAUUUAUGUAUCAAGUGUGUAAAAUGAGCCUUUUUUGAUGAAUGGAAAACUUGCCAAUUCCCAUGAAUAAAAAAGGGGAUUUUGUUGGAAAUAAUUUGUGUGGAAUUAAUUGAGGUGGUCAGUGGAAAAGUGGUAUAAGUAACAUUGACAAGAUUUUGAGUAAUCUAAGGUCAACGUUAAUGGCUAAUAGUAAAAUCCUAGUAAAAGUAAAUCCAAGAAUGGUUACGUAUAUCUAUUUAAAAAAUUCUAAUGUUUUCUGGAAAUCCGGGUUUUAAAAAUAUUGUAUUUUUCUAAAAAACUUAGUUUUUCUCACUUGUACCAUUUUGCCAUACAUGAUGAUUUGGGGUAAAAGAAGUAUAAGUGACAUAAAAGAUACUUUAUUUAAACAUUCUGAAAAAAGGUAUAAUGAAUACAGUUUGUCUUAUCUAAUCUUCAUUAAAUUCUAAAAUAAUCCUGUCACUUUCAUCUAUUAUAUCUUCGUCGCUGUCACGUCGCUCUUCUGUACUGCCAGCACCUGCUUUGGUUUUCUUUUCAGGUGCCGUUUAUUGCCUGUUCCGUUUUUGACUUUUUGAAUCUUCAUGUGCCAAAUUCUUGUAAAAAUGGUGGUAUACCGGAGGUACAAACUGCAACAGCUCUCGAAGAUUUUGCCAUUUAAGAAAUUUUAUUUUUGGUGCCUCAUUAUACAAGGGGCAAAGUUUUUGUGCCGAUGGUCUUCCUUUGCUUCUUCGGGUCCAAUCGGCUUUAUAAAAUUCAAUUAUUGCACUUAAAAGUGUCUUUAAAUUUCAUUGUAAAUGGUUGAUCUUUUUCAAGUCUUAUCCAUCUAAUUUGUCUCCAGGCAAUCUUCCUUUUUUCUUUGUCAUUGCGAACAAUGGUAGUUAUACCUUCAAGCUCUGAAAAGCAGAAAAAGUCAGCCGAUGUCAUUUGUGUUACAGAGAAUCUCUUGCAACUCUCUUUAAUGGCUUCAUUCCAUUCAGUAGUAUUCAUCUCAAUUAAUGCAAAGUCUUUAUCGCACUCCAUAUAAGUGUGCCCCGGCUCUAAGAAUUUAUGGUCCACAGAUUGUAUGUCAUAAUUUUAAACAAAGUACAUCCAAAAUGUUAAUACAUUUUUAUUCUUAUUUUGGCCCCCGCAGGAAUCACUGAAGUACAAUAAAAAUACUUUUUUGGGUAUUGACGAAAAACUAUUUUCUUUUAAACCCUGCUAUAUAUUUUUACAACAUGGAGUUGUUUGGAUAGAAAUUAACAUAAAAAUCCAUUAAGUUAUCUCAGUUAAAUCAAUAUUUAUUAGAAAAUCUGGAAAAAUCGAAAACAAUGUUUGGAUUUCAUGCGUGUUGAUUCGUAACAAUGUUAUUCGUAGAAAUUCGUUUUGUUUCGUUCAAAAUUGGACAUGAUGCUGUUUGUUCCAAUUUAUUCUUUUUUCAAAAAAUUGAUGUUGGUAGUGAAAUUAUUCGACUUUAAGGAUAAAACGUCAACUAAGUACCAGGAAUAUGUUUUUUUUGUUUCUGUUUAAUUUCUUCGAAAAAUGCAAACUUACAAAAUAAUACUAAUGUUAAUAACAUACAAAGUCCACUUGAAAAAAAAAUCAAAUUUGUUCCUGGUUAGGGUCUUCUUCGAGGCAGUCGCACAUGGGAUUUUCUUCACCUACAUCAUCUGCAGGAUCUGGAAUUUCAGCUUAUAGUGCCGUCGUGGUGUUUAAGGCAUGAUCAAAAAACAAGAGCGAAGAAAGCGGGACUUUAAAUUCCCAGUCUUGUCUUGCACAAAGCAGCUUUCGCACAUCAGUUUUCUUUUCUUCUUUGAUGUUAUUUACCAAUGGUAUGUUACAGCGAUCCUGCAUAUCCCUUAUCAAAGUUUGGCCUCGUUUUGUUACUGCCAUUGGGUGCUUCGAAGCGUCGUCAUUCAAAGAUCUACUUAAAUAUUUUCACCUCUGGUAGCCAAGAAUUUGCUGUCAAAAUUGUACUAAAGGCAACGCAUCACUAAAAAUGUAUUGAAUAGUAUACAUUUAAAUAUCCAAAUUAUCGCAAUAGGUUUAAUUACGUGCUAUUCGACCAGGUACUUCAACUUCAUUUUAGUGCAAUUUUUUACAAAAACUUUUUCACUAUUUGCUGCAGACUAAUUUUUGAAUUAUAUGAAAAAACUGUCUUUGUACAAUUGAAAUUUGUACUAAACUGUUUUAAUAUAAAAAUAAAAAUUUGAUUGAGAAAAAGAGUCGGACACAAGGCGAUUUCAGUACAAAUUCGUAAACAAUAAAUUUUUUAAAUUGUACUAAAAAUGAUGUUACGCCAGAAUUCCUUAACUGUCUUCAUUAAAAAAUUAAAAAAAAAAACAUUUAGUUGUUUUUCUGAUUUCACCACUGAAUGAGCGUUAAUUUCACUUACUCUGUGUAUUUGAUAAAAAAACCUCAAAAUAAAUAGGGUGUGAGAAAUUGACUUGACUGUAUAAACUGACCCAGCCUGUAUUAAAUUGCAAUUAUUUACUUCUUUAUAUACAUCCAAUGCGUAAACAACGAAAUUUUCCAAAUAAUUUCUUUAAAAAAAAAGAAGUCUUUUGUGCCAAAUAAAUUUUAAGCUUUAUUAGGGAGGACACACACAUGUUUAACGAGAAUUUCCUGCACACGUACACAAAACAAUAUUUUUUAAGUAGCUUCUUUUGUAUGGCAAUAAAACAACGUUUCUCUUUCUAAGCGGCAACGUACCAAAACGGUUAAUUUAUAAGGAUUUUUUUAUUGUAUUAUAAUAGUUGAAACAGAUUGUUUUUUAUUAAGUAUUAUAAGAUGUAUAUUAAACGAUAAAUAUAUAUUGUACAUAAUAAAGAAA